GCCAUGUUCAAGACGCUCGUGGGCAAAGAGAUCGCCGUCGAGCUGAAAAACGACGUCGCGUUGACGGGCACGCUCCACUCCAUCGACCAGUACCUGAACAUCAAGCUGCUCAACACGAAGGUCGUCGACGCCGCGCGGCACCCGCAGCUCGUCGCCGUGACGUCCGUCUUCGUCCGCGGCUCCGUCGUCCGCUACAUCCAGAUCCCCGCCGCGGACGUGGACACGGAGCUCCUCCAGGACGCGUGCCGCAAGGCCGCCGCCGCCAAGGCGGCGUAA
Aureococcus anophagefferens is the source of this 276-nucleotide messenger RNA. RefSeq lists its product as hypothetical. The annotation marks the transcript as partial. The record is from RefSeq and is a predicted model, not a curated record. Gene Ontology annotation, biological process: mRNA splicing, via spliceosome. Gene Ontology annotation, molecular function: RNA binding. NCBI's taxonomy places the organism in Eukaryota, Pelagophyceae, Pelagomonadales, Pelagomonadaceae. The transcript has a single exon. Gene Ontology annotation, cellular component: U6 snRNP; catalytic step 2 spliceosome; P-body.